GGACUUCCUUCGGGGAUUCCACUGCAGCGAGCAGCCGAGGAGCGGAGGUGACACGUAAGUUAAGGGCUGGAAGGUGGCCAGGGCAGGCAGGGAAGUUUCCUUUGUUUCCCGUUCAGGUGGUUGCAGAGUAAGGCGAGCAGGAGGGGAGGGAGCUGGUUAACAGAGACCCCCCCCCGGUAAAGCAGGCAGGAGGGGAGGGAGCUGAUGCACAGAGACCCCCCCUCUUAGAGCGGGCAGGAGGGGCGGGAGCUGAUGCACAGAGAGCCCCCCCCCCUUAGAGCAGGCAGGAGGGGAGGGAGCUGAUGCACAGAGACACCCCCCCUUAGAGCGGGCGGGAGCUGAUGCACAGAGACCCCCCCCUUUAGAGCGAGCAGGAGGGGAGGGAGUUGAUGCACAGAGACACCCCCCUUUAGAGCGAGCAGGAGAGGAGGGAGCUGACAGAGAAACACGCUCGCCCUCUGACCAUCUCCCAAAGCAACCCCAGCAGGAGAGCAGGGAGCUGCUAUACAGAGUCCCCCUAACCCAGCACCCACAGACACACUGGUACCCUGGGCAGGAGCACUGCAGCGCACAUACCGCCCCAGGCCAUAAGACCCGCAGAUAGAAUGGCAGGGACCAGGGGAGCUGCUGUGUAAAGACACUCCCCCCCAUCCUCCAGCACGCGCCCAGUCACCCCAGCAGAUGAGCUGCUGCCCCCACCUCUCCCCGCCCUAGAGUAAGGCAGGAGGGGGGCAGGAAGCUGCUCUCUAGAGCAGAGACAUCCGCCCCCAUCCACCCGCCGGCGGCCACCGAGCCCCCUUCCCGCGGCAGAGAGCCCCCGGGCUGCAGCAUGCUCGGGACGGGCGGGCUGCGGAGAGCUCCCGGGUUUCAGGGCAGUAGCAGUGGGAGGGGGCUGAACUAAGCGCUCAGGGUCCCCUCCUCCCGGCUCUGUCCCUUGGUGCCCAAUGCUGCCUCCUCCUCCUCCUCCAGCUGCUGCUAAACCGCCUGGGGUGGGGGGGCUCCGGGACCCGAGGAGGGACUAUGGGCAACGGGAUGUGCUCCCGAAAACAGAAGCGGAUUUUCCAGACCUUUUUGCUCCUGACCGUCGCGUUCGGCUUCCUCUACGGGGCCGUGCUGUACUACGAGUUACAGAGCCAGCUGAGGAAAGCCGAGGCGGUGGCGCUCAAGUACCAGCAGCACCAAGAGUCGCUCUCAGCCCAGCUACAAGUUGUCUAUGAGCACAGGUCAAGAUUAGAAAAGUCUUUACAGAAGGAAAGGCUUGAACAUAAGAAAGCAAAAGAAGACUUUCUUGUUUAUAAAUUGGAAGCACAAGAAACACUAAAUAAAGGAAGGCAAGAUUCAAAUAGCAGAUAUAGCACAUUGAAUGUACAACACCAGAUGUUGAAGAGUCAACAUGAAGAACUAAAGAAACAGCAUGCAGACCUCGAGGAGGAACACCGAAAACAAGGAGAAGACUUUAGAAGAACAUUCAGCGAUCACAAGCAGAAAUCUGUACAAAUACAAGAAGAGAAAGAGCAGGAACUUUCCAAGCUAAAGGAAUCUCUGUAUAAUUUGCGAGAGGAGAAUAGACAGCUGAGAAAAGCACACCAAGAUAUUCAUACCCAGCUACAAGAUGUCAAGUCCCAGGUAGAAGAAUAUAAACAACUGAAGGACACACUCAACAAAAUGCCAAGUUUUCGACAACCUGAAAAGUUAGAGCAGCCAAAUGUUCCACAGGAAGCGACAGUGGCAGGAGCAACACCUCCAAAUAGUGACCUCCCACCACAUGAGAAAAAUGCAGCUGAAGAGCAAAAAGAGGUACCCCAGAAUAAGGAGAAGCCACAGGAAAGGGAAGAAAUAAAUUCCAAGAGAAGAGAAGAUGGAGAUGAACCUUUACAUUUGAGCAGAAAAGCAAAUGAGGGUCACCCUCACAAGGAACUGAAUAUUCAGGAGCAACAAGAAGCAGGAGAAGAUGAAGAGCAACACAUGGACCAAGUUGAAGAGGAACACAAAAAAGAACUCGAGGAAGAGGAAAUGGAGCAGGCAGGGCAACCUGAGAACUUGGUGGAAGAACAGGAUCAAGCACCAGAAGAACAUGACUGGAAAGAACAGGAACAUAAAGAGGAAGCAGCCAACGUGCUGGGUGAACGCAUUCACUCAGAGAGUGUAACAAAAAGAUACAAACUGGCCUAUGAAGAACAGUUGGAACAACAGCAUCUGGCCGCCCGAAGAGCUGAAGAAGCCAGACAGCUAAGGGAACAUCAGGAAUCUCUACACCAGCAGAGGCUGAAAGGGCAGUUAUUACGGCAGCAGCAGCUUCAAGAAAAAGAGCUUGCACUACGGAGAGAGGCUGAACGAGGAGAAGAGCAGUACAGAAACCAGCUAAGCCAACAAGCUCAUUAUGACAAUAUGGACCAUGAUAUUGUACAAGGAGAAGAGGGGCAAGGCAUCCACGAAGAGGAUGGAGUGUAUGAAAGGGACAAUCAGCACCAAGAUGAAGCUGAAGAAGUAGAAGACCAAAUUAAUGCAAAUGAGCAGCAAGAACCAGAGCAUCAAAUAGAGAACCAGCAGGCAGACGAGCCAGCGAAGGCAGCUGUGGAAGAUGUGAACCCAGCUGAUGAUCCUAACAAUCAGGGAGAGGAUGAGUUUGAAGAAGCUGAACAAGAGAGAGAAGAGAAUCUGCCAGAUGAGAAUGAGCAGCACAAACAAAAUAAUCAGAAGCAGGAUUCUCCUGCGAUGGAGGAACAUUUAGUGAUGGCAGGAAAUCCUGACCAGCAAGAAGAUAAUGUGGAUGAACAGUACCAAGAAGAGGGAGAAGAAGAGGUCCAAGAAGAUUUGACUGAAGAGAAGAAAAAGGAACUGGAACACAAUGCUGAAGAGCCAUAUGGUGAAAAUGAUGAAAAUGCUGAUGAAAAAAACAAUGAAGCUGCAGACCGUGAGCAAGGAGAUCAUGAAGACAACAACCAAAAAGAAGGUCAUGAAGAAAAUUAUGAGGAGGAAGAGGAAGAUGAGGAGGAAGGUGGCGCCAUUGCAGCAAAAGCCCAUAGAAGAGGGGAAAUGUAACUCUGUUGUUUUAGGGGUUAUGUUCAACAAAAGAUUCUUGCUUGAAACGAACUUUUUUCUAAGGAUAUUUAAUUACAAUAAUUCAAAGUUUGCCUUUUAUGUUUUUUACUUUUCUAUUAGAUGCUUUCAUACAUAUAUGUGAAUACACUAUUUUGAUAUUCUAGAUUAGCAUCUCUUUUAUAUUAAGGCAACACAAAGACAGACAAUGGAAUAGGUCUCAUUCUUGUCAUAAUUCUGGUAAUGUUUUAAAAGAGCAUUUUGGGUAUAAAUUUAAACUUUCCUAUUGUCCAAGUUUGGAAAGAGCAUUCGAUCUACACUGUAACUUAUAUGCGAAGUGAUCUCGUGCCUAAAACUACUCAACCUUAGUCACUCAAUUUCAUUGCCUUCAGUGAUUCAUGGGUGAGUAAGGGCUAGCUGAAUUACACACUGAAGCCCCAAUCCUGAAAUGCUUAUGUGCUUAACUUUUAGGCCACAAUGAGUAGUCUCAUUGGCUUUAAUGGGACUGUUUGCAUGCUUAAAGAUAAACAUGGGCAUAUGUGUUUGCAGGAUCAGGUCUCAGCGUGUAGAUGCAGUGCAACUUUAAAACAUGCAAGCUAUAAAAGCUUUAAGAAUACGGUGCUGUUAAUAGCUGUUAAGGUUAACAGCUGUUUAUGUACAAUUAUUAUAAACUUAAUUUUAAUGUGUAUCAAGGUGCUUCAGUUACAAAAAUCACAGCAGAUAAUAAAAGAUGGUCUGCGGGUAAAGUACGUGUAGAAUGCAUUACGUAAAGAACUACUCAGACAAUCAUAGAUCCAAAAUCAAAAUAGUCCCAUCGGUUGAAAAUAUACUCUGCACAAGAAGAAUGAAGGUUUACAGGAAGAACAACUGGGUGAUACUCAAACUAGUUCAUAAAAUGUUUAUCUGGCCCACUAUCAUCAAAAGAUUUUAAUUAUCAUUUGUGUGUAAGGCCCGUUGAACAUGCAUUUUGGAGAGUAAAAGGGCUUAAGGCAUUUUAAGUGAGUUAAUAGGACUGGUACAAGAUAUCCUCUUCUGAAUUUAGGCCCCCACAUUUCUUGCGGCGGUCAUCCAGAGGGAUGUCUAUAUAUAUUGUUGUGCUCAGCUGGUGAAUAGCAAACCAGUGACAACACUUCUGUAAGCACACUGCAGUGUGUUUUGCUUCCCUUUAGCACUGCAUGCCAAAAUGUUAACGUACUGGGCCUCUGGUAAGUUAGUAUUAAGUUAUACCAAGUCCUACAAUUAAUGUAAUUGAGAUGCAUGAAAAUAUACAAUAUUUGUACUGUUACACACCUUUACUGUUUAAAUUAAAGGGGUUAGGCCUAACGGCUAUAAUCUAACCAUUGUGGUACUCUUGAAUUAACCCCUGGAGAAUGGAGACCUGGAUUUCCUAGGCUAUGUCCCAUUGCUGGAAAUGAGGCAUACCAUCGCUACAAGCGUGAAGGUGUUAAUAUAUAAAGGAAAGUGUGUUUCUUUCUCUUUAAUUUUUUUUUGAAUGAUACAUAAGUAAUAUUUUUUUAGUUUAGCUUUUUAAUAUGAUUGUAAUUUAAUUCAAUUUCUACUAACUCAAUUAUACUUUUUUAAAGAUGGUUUUACUAUUUCUAAUUUUUUUUAAGUGCCCUAUAUAUUUCUUACAUUUCAUAGGAAUAUUUUGGUCAACGUGUAUUUUGGAUUUUCUGGUUACCAUAUUUACAUUAUGUAUAAAAAUGCCUGUUUAUGUAAUUCUGUAAAAUGUAUAAUAUGUAGAUAGUCUUCAGAAUACAAUUAUUUUGAUAAAUUGGUCUGUUGUUUUUUUAAUGUCACUGUUGCAGAACUUAAUUAUUUGAGGCAUAAUAAAAACUUGCCUGCAGUCAAUAAAGCUAGAAUGUGGGUUACCAA
This is a messenger RNA of Chrysemys picta bellii (western painted turtle), 4914 nucleotides long. Lineage: Eukaryota; Metazoa; Chordata; Testudines; Emydidae. The record is from RefSeq and is a predicted model, not a curated record.